Branchiostoma belcheri (Belcher's lancelet) is the source of this 2373-nucleotide messenger RNA. RefSeq names its product adhesion G-protein coupled receptor G7-like. Gene Ontology annotation, molecular function: G protein-coupled receptor activity. Gene Ontology annotation, biological process: G protein-coupled receptor signaling pathway; cell surface receptor signaling pathway. Bases 1 to 2373 code for a protein of 790 amino acids. The transcript is spliced from 13 exons. The record is from RefSeq and is a predicted model, not a curated record. Gene Ontology annotation, cellular component: membrane. Lineage: Eukaryota; Metazoa; Chordata; Leptocardii; Amphioxiformes; Branchiostomatidae.
AUGGCAUUCCUUUCGACAUCUGUGGAGCGUCAUUACUAUCUCUUCUAUUGCUCGUCUUGCACAGCGGCUCGGGAUAGGUACAACACCGACACCAGCUGUAAGCACACCGACAGUAAGCCAGACACCUGCUGUAAGCACACCGACAGUAAGCCAGACGCCUGCUGUAAGCACACCGACAGUAAGCCAGACGCCUGCUGUAAGCACACCGACAGUAAGCCAGACGCCUGCUGUAAGCACACCGACAGUAAGCCAGACGCCUGCUGUAAGCACACCGACAGUAAGCCAGACACCGAGUGUGAGCCGACCGACAACACGUACAGCAAGCAUCGCUCCACAGUCCACAGGUUUCAGUCUCAGAAGCCCCUGGCCACUCGUUUCUGUCGGAUCACACAAAAUGGAGCUGCAGUGUGGGACCAGCCGGUCCUCCUCACGUGUGGUACUGACUUACAAAACCUGUCUCAGAUUGUAGUGAACAACGAGACGGCUCUGUCUGUGGCAACGGAACUGCAGCUGAUCACAACACAGACUGAAACUCUCUCGUCUAGUGAUGUGGACACCGUUAUCGCCACUUUACAGAAAAUAGUCAACGCCAGCGCCACUGAGCAGAUCGGAGACUCCCUUCUGACAACUGUAGACAACCUGUUUAAAGUGAACGUCACAGUUCUUCAGCAAAGUCAAGGAGAAAGGGGAGGGCCGACCAGAGCCGUCCAGGCACUGGAGACAUUUGCUGAUACGGUCAUACUGACAACAGAUACAUACACCGCCGUGCGCCCAAGACUGGCACUGCAGGCAGCUGACAUCAGUCCAGAAGAGUUGGACAAGGGACAAGGAUUCGCCUUCUCCCUGAGUGGAAACGACUCCGACAGUUUGACGGAAGGCAACGUUACAAGCUUCACUACGGAGGAUGGAGGAGACAUUCAGCAGACUGCUGACAUCUCUAUCUCGUUACCUCCUAACAUCUCAAAUAUGAUACAGAUCAAAAACAUGUCAGAUGUCCGUCUGAGUUACACGCUCUACGACAGCAGCAGCCUGUUCGUCCAGCCUUCCAAGGGUGCCGUGGGGCCUUCCCAGGGUGCCGUGGGGCCUUCCCAGAGUGCCACGGUCCAUUCCCAGGGUGCCGUGGGAACCCGCAUCAUCGGCGGCAGAAUCGCAGGGAGGCGUGUUAAGGACCUGCCCGAACCGGUUAUCACCACCUUUGUCCCCUUACAGGAGAGUUUUGUUCCUGAAGAUAUAAGGGAGGUCAAAUGUGUGUUUUGGGACUUUGAUGCCGACGCGUGGUCAACUGAAGGGUGUGAGAGCAGGGGCGAAAACAUGGGACGGUACACGUGCGCCUGUAACCACCUCACCAACUUCGCCAUCAUCUUUGAUGUGUCCGGCGAGGGUUUUGGAGACCAUGAGAAACCGCUAGAGAUCAUCACUAUUGUGGGCUGUGUCGUCUCCAUCGCUUGUCUGGUCUUGACUCUACUCUCUUUUAUCAUCACAAGAAGAGACAAACGCCGAACCAGAACAGGUCAUGCUAAGAACCAGCGACUCGUUCUCAUCAACCUCUGCGUGGCUCUGUUGGCCAUUCUCGUCAUCUUCCUCGCUGGCAUCAACCGGACGGCUUCUCCCAUUGGUUGUAAGGUUGUGGCGGCAUUGUUACACUACUUCCUAUUGGCUGCUUUGAUGUGGAUGGCAAUGGAAGCCGUUAACUUGUACCGAGCCGUUGUGCAAGUGUUUGACCAUGUCUCUGAGAACUUCGUCAUCAAGGCUGGUGCUGUAGCGUGGGGCUUUCCUCUUGUUGCCACGCUGUCAACUGCUGGGCCCUCAAGUCUCUACAAUUAUAGAAUGGAGGAAGCUUGCUGGCUUGCACGAGAACCUCUGAUCUACGCCUUCUUAAUCCCAGCGGGUCUCAUCCUACUGUUCAACCUGCUGGUCUUCAUCUUGGUCAUGUACAAACUGGUCAGAGAAGAAAAGAAACAGAAAGAGUUAAGAGGUGCUGCAGCUGAUGCUAGCAAGGUAGAUCGUCAGUGGAUCAUCCUGCAGAUUCGUCGAGCCUGCAGCAUCAUGGCUCUAUUUGGUCUCACAUGGCUGUUCGGCUUCUUCGUCAUCGAUGACGCACGCACGGUUUUCGCCUACCUGUUCUGCAUCUUCAACACCCUCCAGGGCCUCUUCAUCUUCAUCUUCCACUGUGUGAUGAGAGAAGACAUGACGAAGUGGUGGAAGAAACUGACGUGCUGGAAGAAGUUCAUCUACAUAGGAAAGAAGAAGAAGGGUCUGUAUGAGGUGAAUGGGAGCAAGUCUUUUUCUUCGGCUUCACAAACGUCACAGACAAUACUUAUUGGGCUAAGCUCUUUGUCACUCGAUGCCAAACCUAAUCCAAAGUCGCUGUAG